ACCCCCAAAAAUCUGCUUAUAAACCCAAAUAAACCUCCCACUUUUUUGCUCUCUCUCUCUCACUAUAUAUUCUCUCUUACUCCUCAACUGUACGGCCGCCGCCGCCGUGAAAACCUACUGCUGCUUCUCUUUGAGUAUCCAAAUGCCGAGUAAACGUAAAGAUUCUCCGGUGACUAAGCCGGAAAAGUCUUCGGAGAGUAGGAAAUCGAAGAGACUUGCUGAAAGACCAGAUCCAGUUCUACAACCUCAAUUUGAUGAUUCCGAUUUUGCAUCCGAACCUGUUUCAGCUACGAAGAGGAAGUCUGUUCGGCGAAAAAUACCUGAGAGUACUCCAAUAGUUGUGGAAUCUGAGAAGUGGAAGAAGCGAGCAGUAGACAAAGCGGAAUCUGAUGAUGAUUUUGUAUCGGAGUCUAAGUUGUUGAUGUCGAGAGCAACAGUGAAGGCGGAGAAUGUGGUUGAUACAGCAGCAUCUGAGAGUGAUUUUGUUGAAGAGGAAGAUGAAAUAGAGCAAGGGAGUUUGAAGAAGAAUUUAUCGGUUUCACCUUCGAAAAGGAAGCCGAAAAGAGCUGAGAAAGUGAAAGAUGAAGAAUGUACGCUUGCUGGUGAUCCUGUUCCCGAUGCUGAAGCUCGAUUGAAGUGGCCUCAUCGAUAUAAUAAGGGGAAAGCAAAUGGUACUAAGAGCUUAAAUGGUCAAGUUGAUUCUGACCAGUUAAUUCAAGCUAAGCGCCAUUUUAGUCUAGCGGAAGUCGAUGGUCAAGUUUAUUAUCUUGAGGAUGAUGCACAUGUAAAGGCUGCUGAUGGUGAGGAUGAUUACAUUUGUAAGAUAGUUGAAUUCUUUGAAGCAGUUGAUGGAAUGCAGUAUUUUACAGCUCAAUGGUUUUACAGAGCUAAGGAUACCGUUAUUAAAAGCCAUGAUCAGUUCAUCGACAAGAAGCGUGUUUUCCUGUCUGAAAUCAAGGAUGAUAACCCUCUCGAUUGCCUUGUGACUAAACUCAAGAUUGUUCCUGUACCCUCAAAUGCAACUUUUCAGUUCAAGGAAAAUGUGAAAUCAACUUGUGAUUUCUACUAUGACAUGAAAUACCUGAUUCCAUAUUCUUCUUUCAUUAGCUUGCCACCUGAUACUACAGGUUCAGUUAGUUCAUCUUCUACUAUAUCAAGUGACACUGAUGCUGGUGAGGUGAAAGAACUCAAUCUGGAAAAGAAGCUCUUGGAUCUUUAUUCAGGAUGUGGUGCAAUGUCCACUGGGCUGUGCUUGGGUGCUAAUAGCAAAGGCGUUAAACUUGUAACUAAAUGGGCUGUUGAUCUCAACAAACAUGCAUGUGACAGCUUGAGAUUGAACCACCCAGAGACUCAGGUGAGGAACGAGUAUGCCAGUGACUUCUUAUUACUUCUGAAGGAGUGGGAGCAACUUUGUGUCUCUUGUUCCUUGGUAAAAAGCAGUGUCCCCCCACACCCUCAUCUAAAAGUAACAGAUGAUGUUGAAAAAGAAGAAAAUGAUGAUGAAGAUGAAGAUGAAGAAUCCGGUGACGAUCAAGGAGUUGAAGUUUUUGAGGUUGAAGAACUUUUAGAAGUUUGUUAUGGAGAUCCAAAAGAAAUGAACAAACCUGGACUUUACUUCAAGGUUCGCUGGAGAGGUUAUGGCCCAGAGGAAGACACCUGGGAGCCAAUUGAAGGCUUAAGUGACUGUCCGAAGAAAAUAAAGGAGUUUGUGGCCAAAGGAUUCAAAGAAAAUAUUUUGCCGUUACCGGGGGAUGUUGAUGUUGUAUGCGGUGGACCACCUUGCCAAGGAAUCAGUGGAUUCAAUCGAUUUAGGAAUAAGGAAAAUCCAAUGCAAGAUCCAAAAAAUAAACAACUUGAUGUCUACAUGGACAUUGUGGAAUUCUUGAAACCAAGGUUUGUGUUGAUGGAGAAUGUGGUGGACCUUAUCAAAUUUUCCAAUGGUUUCCUCGGGAGAUACGCAUUGAGCAGACUUGUAGGAAUGAACUACCAAGCACGGAUGGGAAUGAUGGCAGCUGGUGCAUAUGGUCUUCCUCAAUUUCGUAUGCGUGUCUUCAUGUGGGGUGCUCUUUCGUCUGAGAAGCUGCCACAAUAUCCAUUGCCCACACAUAAAGUUAUUGUGAGAGGUGUUAUUCCCACAGAAUUUGAGUCAAACACAGUUGCAUAUGAUGAAGGUGGGGAUCUUGAGUUAAAGAAAGAAUUGUUUCUUGGUGAUGCCCUUUCUGAUCUCCCUUCGGUGGAGAACAGUGAGCCAAGAGACGAAAUGCCUUACACUGACGAGCCGAAAACUGAUUUCCAGCAUUUUAUAAGAUUGGGGAGGGAUGGGAUGCUGGGAAGUGUUUUGUAUGAUCAUCGUCCUCUUCAGUUGAAUGAUGACGACCAUCUACGUGUAUGCCAAAUUCCCAAGCGGAAGGGCGCAAACUUCAGGGACUUGACUGGAGUUCGUGUUCGGCCAGAUAACAAAGUUGAAUGGGACCCAGAUGUGGAGAGGGUAUUACUACCUUCAGGGAAGCCUUUGGUCCCUGACUAUGCCAUGAGCUUUGUUGGUGGUAGUUCCUCAAAACCGUUUGGCCGUUUGUGGUGGGAUGAAACUGUCCCAACAGUUGUGACGAGAGCUGAACCACAUAAUCAGACCAUAGUACAUCCAUUACAAGAUAGAGUUCUCACAAUUCGUGAAAAUGCGAGGCUCCAAGGUUUUCCGGACUAUUACAAGUUAAUAGGUCCAAUAAAAGAGAGGUACAUGCAAGUGGGUAAUGCAGUCGCUGUCCCAGUUGCCCGAGCCUUGGGCUAUUCUUUGGCAACAUCGAUGAAGGGAUUAUCUGGAGAAGCACCAUUGAUGUCAUUGCCAAAAGACUUUCCAUCUCAUGAAGAACAGAGUUGUAACGAAGUGUCCAAUAAUUGAAGAUUAAUUAUUUGCGACUACCAAAUGAUCUUUGCCCCCUUUGUAUGGGGGCUGAUUGAUUAUUCAUAGGAUGUUAGCUUCAUUAAUUUAUUUGCCUUCAGACACUGUUUCCCAAUGCAAUUCAUGCCAGUGCUGAAGCUGGUAAAGGCAUGAUGAGUUUAUGUAAUAGCUAAGCGAACAUGCAAUUCUCGAAAAUGUAUUUCUAGCAUUUGAUUCCAUGUAACAUUUCGAGUUGUAAACUGUGAGAACAAAAAAUUUCCAAGGAAAAAAUGUAGUCACAUUAUGCUUGGCGUCUGCCUAACUUCACCAAGGAUUUGUAGAAAAUAUAGCUGAAAUUUGUGUUGGAA
This is a messenger RNA of Capsicum annuum, 3246 nucleotides long. RefSeq names its product DNA (cytosine-5)-methyltransferase CMT3. Gene Ontology annotation, cellular component: nucleus. The transcript is spliced from 21 exons. Gene Ontology annotation, molecular function: chromatin binding; methyltransferase activity. Lineage: Eukaryota; Viridiplantae; Streptophyta; Magnoliopsida; Solanales; Solanaceae. Bases 143 to 2899 code for a protein of 918 amino acids. The record is from RefSeq and is a predicted model, not a curated record.